Cyprinodon variegatus (sheepshead minnow) is the source of this 2338-nucleotide messenger RNA. RefSeq lists its product as uncharacterized. Lineage: Eukaryota; Metazoa; Chordata; Actinopteri; Cyprinodontiformes; Cyprinodontidae. The record is from RefSeq and is a predicted model, not a curated record. Bases 51 to 1091 code for a protein of 346 amino acids. The transcript is spliced from 5 exons.
GUGUCCGGAGUCCAAAGCUGUGGCCUCCGAGCAAAAACAGUUUAACCAACAUGGGAAACGCGCGAAGCUUUAUUAUUGCGCCGCUAUCGGUUGGUUGUUUGUAUUUAGGUUAUAUAUACAUUUACCGCUCACAUAAGCUGCUAGAUAAGAAUGUGCUAAAUAGCGACAAACUUCCAAGUUUAGUGUAUCUUUACAUGAAAUACCUGAGCAGAGCUGUAACGCGCAGGAAAGGGCAGCUGUAUGCGGCACGCGCCUCGGGAGCGCGCGCUGUCGUUUACACGGUCCUUAAUUGCAGGCUGGACGGAUCCUUGCUGAGGAGAUUCUGCUGCGCAGCAGGAUAUGGUUGGGAUUAUCCGGACACCGAAUACAGAGACAUCCCGCUGUGUUUCCCGGAGGUUCUGUGCUCCAGACUCAUGCUCAUGGUGUUAACUGAUCGCAACUUUAGGCUCAACCCAGCAGGUUUGACUCGUGUGCAUCAGAGUUUGAAAACCUUUCUACCAAUCGAUGAGGUGAAGAAAGGUCCUUUUAUGCUGCAGGUCAGAAUCCAAGGAUAUCGGCAGACUGACUCAGGAGUCGAGGUGGACGUCUGUUUGUCUGUUACAUCCCGUUCUGGAUGCCCUGUGUGGGAGAGCAUCCUAACUUUGCUGUCCAAAAACAGGCUCCACAGGCACUUACUGAGGAAAAAAGAAGAGCAACCAAAUGAUGAAGAAAACAUAAAGCGGGUGGAGGUAAGAGUUCCCAGGACUACCGGCCUGCAGUGCUUGUGGUCCUUCACCGACUACUCCCCACAUCGCCUCCUCUCUCUGCCAGCCAUGAUCUGUGGUCUAAAGACUCAAACAGCACCAAGGUUCUGGAUGAUGUCGGUCUGCUUGGCCGAAAUAGAAAAGCACAAAGGUGUUGAAAUCCUCACAGCUCCUACCAAUGUCACCGUUCAGUUUAAUGAGACUGAGCCAGAGUCAAGAAAAAUAACAGUCAGGUUCUGGGACACCAGCAAAGAUUUGGAUCAGUCUGUUGACAAACACCUACGUUUCCAGGUGCAUCUGCAAGGACAGAGCACCCCUCACAUGAUGGGACUGAUUUCCAAGGUUUAAUUAACACGAAUGAUUGAUAUUUUUGCAUUUUUUACUUUUUGGACUUGGUUAGUUCUGUUUUGGUCUGAACAACACUUUAAAGACUCCAGUUUUCCAUUAGGCCAUCCACCUCUCUCACAUGCUUGUGUCGCAUUCUUUACCAAGUUGCUUCAGCUGUUUGAGGUUUGCAGACAUUUAUUUCUGCCCAGGUGCCUCAUGUUUAAAGACAGAAAAAAAGCCAUGUACCCCAAUAUUUCACUCUCAGGCCUGCAUGUGUAAAAAUGAAUGUGUGGUAAUAUAUGAAGGCCUCUGACCUGUUUUAAGAAAUUUCUAACUAAUUGAAGAACGUUAUAAAGAAUCCUGAGCAUCCUCUUCCAUCCGACUGCCGAACAACAACACAGUAUCUUCAACCAAAGGCUUCUCCAUAAGUCAAACCACUGCAGAGGAUUCUUUAAUCAACAUCUGCAACCUGUUGAAGAACCCCUUAAAAUUAUGAGUAACAACAUCAUUUUGUUUUCCUUUGGGACCGAUCAUGUAUUUUUGAAUACCUCUCGUAGUGUGGACAGUUCUCACUGUGAUUGCAGCACAGCAUUGCUGAGCUCCCAGGUGAACUGAUGAUUUUCAACAUUCAAGGCAUGUGGUGCUUCUGACCCUGGUGGACCACUGACAGCAUAAAAAAUUGUACCAGAGGAAUGACUGCUGUAUAAUUCUACUAGUGAUGGGUCCAUGUUGAGCCCAUAGAACGAAACACUAUCAGUGUCGUUUCAAGAAAGUGAUGUGACCAAUACAGGGGUUGUUUCUAAAUGAUUGACUUACUAAAAUGUGUUUGAAAACGUAUGUGUCAACAUAUGAUGUCUCAUAUUUUGCUGUUUAUCAUUAAAAUGAUCAAGAAUUUUGGAGCAGCCUAAAAGGAAUAGGUACAUUUCAGCCGUUGCCGUUGUUCAUUUUCAUUUUCUUGUGUCAUCCUGUUCCUCUCAGUUAUCACUCAACUUAUCUGAAUUAAAGUUCAUUUCAAAUUGACUCUUAGUUUAUAUACCGUUUUUACUAUAGUUAAUGUUUCAAAAAUAUGAUUUAAAAUCCUAGUCCACAAGCAUCAUUCAUGUUCCCCUUAAUUUUCACAUUAUGAUAGGCUAUAUGUUUACAUUGUUUGUAUUACAUUGGCUGUAUCUAAAAAUACCAAAGAUAUUUUCAAUUUAAACUUAGAUAUGAAAUAAUACAAUAUAAUCUACAAUAACUUUAAUUAUAUCUAGUGUUGUGCCAAAGCCAUU